AUGAACAUUGCUUUUGCGGUCACAGUACCGAUUCUGCUUGGCUCAGCGAUUACGGCACCGAUUCUUUAUGGAAAAUACGCGUCACAAAGGGGAAAUGCAGGAUUCACGAAGCCGCACCCUACAACUUUAAUUUCAACCUCGUUGGGUUCACAGACAACCACUUCACUUUUAAAAGAGUUCACUCCCCGGCCGACGGCUCCGUCGGGAAUCUAUCCAACUACGGAACUUGACGACAGUUCCACUCCAUCGAUAACGACAGAGGCGAGUUUUCAUUAUUCCACCGAGGGACCCAAAAACACAUCACCUUCGGAAAUGACCAUGUCAUCUUCCACGACGCUUAUCCCAACGACAUCGUCCUCAGAAGAACUGGAUACAACUGAGUCGGCAACAACGCUUUUUCCAGCAACUGAGGCACCCUCUUCUGAGGAAACCACAACAAAUCUCAUAUCCUUAUCUUCUCGUGCAACUACAAGUCCAAUCACGUUAUCGACAUCCCAUGAGAAAACGAGUCCAAUUGCUGAGACAGCAAGUACAUCUUUUCUGACAGAAUCAUAUUCAAUAUCAACAGAAAACAUGACAGUAACAACAGCAAACACAUCUUCUGCCCCUGUUACUAAGAGUCCUCAAGUCGCGACUUCAACAAACACUCUUAUCUCAUCAAAAACUGAAAGUACUCUCGAGCAAACUACAACUACAACUACAACAAGGACAACAACAACAACUACAGCUUUAACAACAACUACAACCACGACAACAACGACAGAGCAACAGCCUUCUGAAACAUGUAAUUGUCCGCCUGGAUCGUUUUGUUUUAAUACUGGAGAUGGAUUCUAUUGCUUUAAACAAGUCACACUCGUAAAUGUUAGAUACCAGACUUAUAUUAAUUGUGGAAAUAUUCCUGGAGAAACCUCUCUUGUCCAGCAUGGCCAAAAAGGUGGUAACGGCGUCGAACUCGAGUUGAGAAGAGAACCUCAUUAUCUACGGCUAACACCAAGAUUCGAUUCCAACGGGAAUUUCGAUGAUGGUUAUUUAAUAAAUACCCAUGCGUAUAACAACACUGGUGCCGCAGCUUAUCAUAAUGGCAAUAAAGAUGCCGUCUUUCACAAAGACAUGGAUGAAAGUGCAAAAAAUACAAACGAGAAAUGGAGAUUUGAAAAAAAUUGCGAUAACAGUGACAAAGAACUCUGUCUUACAUGGAGAAUAUUGGCUCUUGACGAUAAAGCAGAUAAAUACAUGUAUGCAAAGAGCGCAAGUGAUCCACAUCUUUAUCUGGAGAAAUUCGAUAACAGGGAUGAGAAAGCCUUUCUUUGGACGAUUGAAUUUUCAUAA
Oikopleura dioica is the source of this 1329-nucleotide messenger RNA. The record is from the annotation of a GenBank genome assembly. NCBI's taxonomy places the organism in Eukaryota, Metazoa, Chordata, Appendicularia, Copelata, Oikopleuridae.